AUGUCCCUUCCCGUGAGACGGUUGACCCACACGGCUCCCCGCACUUUGGCCCGCAUCCCCAUCUCUAGAAUCCCCUCUGUCUUCUCUUCUCCCAUUCCUCGUGCUAUUCGCACUACUGCCCCCAAAUUUUCUACCAUGGCUGCUCGUCAAUCUGCUGCACCGGCUGUACCAGCCGAUAAGGCCUAUGAUCCUGAGAUCCAGGAUAUGGCCAAGUAUAUCCAUGAGUACAAUAUUGACUCCGACCUAGCGUUCGACACCGCCCGUCUGGUCUUCCUGGAUACUCUGGGCUGUGGUUUGGAGGCCCUGAAAUUCAAAGAGUGUGCAAAGCUCCUUGGCCCCACCGUGGAGGGGACUGUGGUCCCUAACGGUACCCGCGUUCCCGGUACCCCAUACCAGUUGGACCCCAUCAAUGGCGCCUUCAACAUCGGUUCCAUGAUCCGAUGGCUCGACUACAAUGACUGCUGGCUCGCUGCUGAGUGGGGUCACCCUUCUGAUAAUCUGGGUGGUAUCCUGGCUGUGGCGGACUGGAUCUCUCGCACCAACCGUGCGGGCGGAAAUCUUGGUAACGGCAAGAUCUUGACCAUCCGUGAUGUUUUGGAGGCCAUGAUCAAGGCCCACGAGAUUCAGGGUGUUCUUGCGCUUGAGAACUCAUUCAACAAAGUUGGCCUGGAUCACGUUGUCCUGGUCAAGGUUGCCACUACCGCUGUGGUCUCCAAGAUGAUGGGUCUUACUGAGAAGCAGACUGCUGAUGCCAUUACCCAGGCCUGGGUCGAUGGUCAGUCACUUCGCACUUACCGUCACUCCCCGAACACCAUGUCGCGCAAGUCGUGGGCUGCUGGUGACGCUUGCCAGCGCGCCGUGAACCUGGUUCUGAAGGUGCAGAAGGGUGAGGGUGGUCUCCACACUGUUCUUUCUGCUCCCACCUGGGGUUUCUACGAUGUACUAUUCAAGGGCAAGAAGUUCGACUACCAGCGUCCCUAUGGCAGCUAUGUUAUGGAGAACGUCCUCUUCAAAGUCUCCUACCCUGCCGAGUUCCACUCCCAGACUGCCAUUGAGGCCGCCGAGAAGAUCAAUAAGAAGCUGGCAGAGAUGGGCAAGAGCGCCAAGGACAUCAAGGAGAUCACCAACCGUACCCACGAGGCCUGCAUUCGUAUCAUUGACAAGCAGUUCAAGGCCAUGGAUAACUUUGCCGACCGUGACCACUGUGUUCAGUACAUGGUUGCCACCAUGUUGGUCUUCAACCGUCUGACCGCUAGUGACUACGCCGAUGGCUCCGAGGCCGCCACCUCCCCCCUGCUGGCUGAUCUCCGCACACGUAUCCGCUGUGUCGAGGACGAGCAGUUCACCAAGGACUACCACAACCCCGAGAAGCGUACCAUCCCCAACGCUCUGACUGUCACUCUGAAUGAUGGCACAGUCCUGGAGGAGGUCGUCGUUGAGGCACCUCUGGGUCACCGCCUGCGCCGUGAGGAAGCCAAGCCCGAGAUUCUGGCCAAGUACAAGCGCCACCUCCAGGCGCACUUCGACCAGGCUCGCAUCGAUGAGCUGCUCAAGGUGGGCUGGGACCGCCAGCAGCUCGAGAACUACGAGGUCGACAAGUACGUUGACCUGUACGUGAAGGACAAGAUGAUCGCCUCCUCAUAA
This is a messenger RNA of Penicillium odoratum, 1644 nucleotides long. Its product is annotated as putative 2-methylcitrate dehydratase. The coding region runs from base 1 to 1644 and encodes 547 amino acids. The record is from RefSeq and is a predicted model, not a curated record. The transcript is spliced from 4 exons. Gene Ontology annotation, cellular component: mitochondrion. Gene Ontology annotation, molecular function: 2-methylcitrate dehydratase activity; 2 iron, 2 sulfur cluster binding. Lineage: Eukaryota; Fungi; Ascomycota; Eurotiomycetes; Eurotiales; Aspergillaceae.